AUAGGUUUCUCGAGCGGAAUUUGAACGCAAAUAACAUCAAGAUGGAUAUACGAGGAGCAGUUGAUGCUGCCGUCCCAACGAACAUCAUCGCCGCCAAGGCAGCCGAGGUUCGCGCGAACAAGGUCAACUGGCAGUCCUACCUCCAGGGUCAGAUGAUAUCAGGGGAAGACUGUGAGUUCAUCAAGAAGUUUGAGGUGGCCCAUUCUGAGGAGAAGCAGGCCAUACUUACCAAUGAGGGACAUCAGUGUGCGAAGACAUUUCUGAACCUCAUGGCUCAUAUAUCUAAGGAGCAAACUGUUCAAUACAUCUUGACUCUGAUUGAUGACACGCUACAGGAAAAUCACCAGAGGGUGAACAUCUUUUUUGAUUAUGCAAAGAAGACCAAGAACACAGCCUGGUCUUACUUCCUCCCCAUGCUGAACCGACAGGACCUCUUCACGGUCCACAUGGCUGCAAGGAUCAUUGCCAAGCUGGCUGCCUGGGGUCGUGACCUUAUGGAAGGAAGUGACUUGAACUACUACUUCAACUGGAUCAAGACCCAGCUUAGCUCUCAGAAACUACAUGGUACAGGUCCAGAAACAGGAACAGGGACCAUCUCUCCCAGUGAAAGCUCACAGUAUGUGCAGUGUGUUGCUGGCUGUCUGCAGUUGAUGCUGAGAGUCAACGAAUACCGAUUUGCCUGGGUAGAAGCCGACGGUGUGAACUGCAUCACGGCGGUGCUCAGUAAUAAAUGCGGCUUCCAGCUGCAGUAUCAGAUGAUCUUCUGCGUGUGGCUCCUGGCCUUCAGUCCACAGCUCUGUGAGCAGCUGAGACGCUACAAUGUGGUGCCUGCUCUCUCUGACAUCCUGCAGGAGUCUGUCAAAGAGAAGGUCACUCGCAUUAUCCUGGCUGCUUUCAGGAAUCUCCUGGAGAAGUCUGCAGAGAGGGAGACCCGUCAGGAGUAUGCCUUGGCUAUGAUCCAGUGCAAGGUUCUUAAACAGCUUGAGAAUCUCGACCAGCAGAAAUAUGAUGACGAGGACAUAACGGAGGACAUUAAGUUCCUCCUGGAGAGACUGGGUGAAAGCGUUCAAGAUCUUAGCUCAUUUGAUGAGUACAGCUCAGAGCUGAAGUCAGGCCGUCUGGAAUGGAGUCCCGUGCACAAGUCGGAGAAAUUCUGGAGGGAGAAUGCGGUUCGCUUGAACGAGAAGAACUAUGAACUACUGAAAAUUCUGACCAGGUUGCUGGAGGUGUCUGAUGAUCCUCAGGUCAUUGCGGUGGCAGCACAUGAUGUUGGAGAGUAUGUGAGACAUUACCCACGCGGUAAACGAGUGAUUGAGCAGCUGGGGGGGAAGCAGCUGGUGAUGAACCACAUGCAUCACGAGGACCAGCUUGUUCGCUAUAACGCCUUGUUGGCCGUGCAGAAACUCAUGGUUCAUAACUGGGAGUACUUGGGAAAACAGCUUCAGUCCACAGAGCAGGCUCCAGCUGUGGCCGCACGAAGCUGAGCUUUUUGUGUGUGUGUGUAUGUGUGUAUGUAUGUGUGUGUGUGUGUGUGUGCGUGCGUGCGUGUGUACCUGUGUGAUUUGGUGUGUUUACUGCAUUGUGAAUGUCUGUCAGUGUCAUGCUUUGGAUUUAUGAGUCCCACAAAGAUCAUAUUGGUGUUAUGGAUGAAUAUACUGUAUCGAUAUCCUUAUAAUCCUCCCCCACAAUCAGUCAUAAGAAACCCCCUCCAAGAACUUAAUUUCAUUCUGUAGAACAGUGUGUCCUCUUGAUUAGAUUGGUGUUCAAAGGUUUAAGUAGAUCUCAAAACUAAUGAUGUUAAAUGUUAUUUAUGUAUUACG
Molecule: messenger RNA, 1820 nt
Organism: Chanos chanos (milkfish)
Lineage: Eukaryota; Metazoa; Chordata; Actinopteri; Gonorynchiformes; Chanidae
Gene: atp6v1h
Product: ATPase H+ transporting V1 subunit H
Exons: 13
Coding region: 42-1484 (480 amino acids)
Biological process (GO): proton transmembrane transport
Cellular component (GO): vacuolar proton-transporting V-type ATPase, V1 domain; lysosomal membrane
Molecular function (GO): proton-transporting ATPase activity, rotational mechanism
Source: RefSeq, a predicted model, not a curated record